This is a messenger RNA of Otolemur garnettii (small-eared galago), 2828 nucleotides long. It is a transcript of the gene ZNF319, whose product is annotated as zinc finger protein 319. The record is from RefSeq and is a predicted model, not a curated record. Bases 444 to 2192 code for a protein of 582 amino acids. The transcript has a single exon. Lineage: Eukaryota; Metazoa; Chordata; Mammalia; Primates; Galagidae.
UCCCCUUUGCCUGGAGGAGUUGAGCUGUCAGCAGACCACUUUGGUCACAGAUGAAAGAAGUAGAUGUCCCAGCCCUGAGCACCUCUCCCUUCCAUGGUGUGGUUAUGUCCAUGUGGUGAGUGCUGUCAGAGUGGGGAGAGGACCCAGGGAACAGCUGCUCAUUCCUGCCUCAAGCUCAUGAUUUCUUUCUUCCCUACAGAACCAAUCACUGGGGAAGGCAGAGCCUCCCUGGCAUUGCUGGGACCCUGCCUCGAAGAGCCCCUCCUGUCCCGUAGUCUGUCUUCUUGGUUAAUGACUUGGGCUGUCCGACCAGUCCCACUUCUGUGCCUUGUCUGAGGUCCUUGUCCAUCCCUGAGAUUGGGCAGCUUCUCUCUCUGGGUUGGGUCACUUUAAGCGGGAAACUGAAGCCAUUACUCUCCAAACCCUGUUUCAUCUUCCCAAGUAUGUCAGAAAGCUGGCAGCAGCCGCCACAGACACAGCCGCAGCAGCCGCAGCCACCGCAGCCACAGCACCAUGCAGAGCCACCGCCAGCCCUGGCGGAACACACUCUGCCCCCAGGCACAGCUGAGAACCCACUGGGCUGUGCCGUCUAUGGCAUCCUCCUACAGCCAGAUCCAGGCCUACAGCCCCCACAACAUGCACCUCUGCAGGCAGCUGGUGAGCCAGGCCCCAAAUGCGGUGUGUGUGGUCACGAUCUGGCACACCUGUCCAGCCCACACGAGCACCAGUGCCUGGCAGGCCAUGACCGCUCAUUCCAGUGUACCCAGUGUCUCAAGAUCUUCCACCAGGCUACUGACCUGCUGGAGCACCAGUGCGUGCAGGCUGAGCAGAAGCCUUUUGUCUGUGGCGUCUGCAAGAUGGGCUUCUCACUGCUCACCUCGCUGGCUCAGCACCACAGUGCCCACACUGGCCUGGUGAAGUGUUCCAUCUGUGAGAAGACCUACAAGCCCACCGAGGCAACCGAGCCUUCGACCACUGCCGCCCCAUCACUUCCUGCAGCACCCCCGCCAUCUGCUGUCCCCCCAGCAGAACAGGCCGAUAAGCCCUACAGCUGCCCCAUCUGCCAGAAGCCCUUCAAGCACCUGUCGGAGCUCUCCCGGCAUGAGCGGAUCCACACAGGCGAGAAGCCGUACAAGUGCACACUGUGCGACAAGAGCUUCAGCCAGUCUUCCCACCUGGUGCACCACAAGCGCACGCACAGCUCCGAGCGGCCUUACAAGUGCGCUGUCUGCGAGAAGACCUUCAAGCACCGCUCUCACCUGGUGCGCCACAUGUACGCGCACUCGGGCGAACACCACCUAUUCCGCUGCAAUGUGUGCGAGCUGCAUUUCAAGGAGUCGUCAGAGCUGCUGCAGCACCCCUGCACGCCGAGCGGGGAGCGGCCCUUCCGCUGCGGCGAGUGUCAGAAGGCCUUCAAGCGGCCGUCGGACUUGCGGCAGCACGAGCGCACCCACAGUGCGGAGCGGCCCUUCAAGUGUGACCUGUGUCCCAUGGGCUUCAAGCAGCAGUACGCGCUCAUGCGGCACCGGCGCACGCACAAGACCGAGGAGCCCUUUAAGUGUGGGCUGUGCGAGAAGGGCUUUGGGCAGCCCAGCCACCUGCUCUACCACCAGCACGUGCACACCCUUGAGACUCUCUUCAAGUGCCCCGUGUGCCAGAAGGGCUUUGACCAGUCGGCUGAGCUGCUGCGGCACAAGUGCCUGCCAGGCGCAGCGGAGAGGCCCUUCAAGUGCCCAGUGUGCAAUAAGGCCUACAAGCGGGCCUCGGCCCUGCAGAAGCAUCAGCUGGCCCACUGCUCAGCAGCGGAGAAACCCCUUCGCUGCACCAUGUGCGAGCGCCGCUUCUUCUCCUCCUCCGAGUUUGUGCAGCACCGUUGCGACCCAGCCCGUGAGAAGCCGCUCAAGUGCCCGGACUGCGAGAAACGCUUCAAGUACGCGUCAGACCUGCAGCGGCACCGGCGGGUACACACCGGAGAGAAGCCCUACAAGUGCCCCAACUGUGACAAAGCCUUCAAGCAGCGGGAGCAUCUCAACAAGCACCAGGGCGUGCACGCCCGCGAGCAGCAGUUCAAGUGCGUGUGGUGUGGGGAGCGCUUCCUGGACGUGGCCCUGUUGCAAGAGCACAGCGCGCAGCACAGUGCUGCAGCUGCAGCCGCUGAGGGUGCCUACCAGGUAGCCGCCUGCCUGCCCUGAGUCGACGCUCUGGGCCCAUCAGGCCCAGCCCAGCCCAGGCAGCCCCCAGCCCAGAUCUAUGUUCUGAGGCCCUGAGGGUGAGGUCAGAAGGGGACUAGGCAGGUGGAGGAUGUGGGCACUCAGCACUCCAGGCACCAGCCUGGCAGUGGGGGAGCCAGAUUGCUGUGGUCAGUCCUCAUCCCAUAAAUCUCUUGCCCAUUGCAGGAUUCGCUUUUUUGAGAGCCGUCAGUCUCCCUUAUAUCUGCAGGAUUGGAACCAGGCUGGAAGUCAAGUACCCUCUCCCUGCCCCAAGGAUGGGAGAUACCAGCCCAACCUUCCCAAAUCUUUCAGCCUAAUUAGAACUCAGACAGGUUAGGAAAAAGGAUGGUCCUGGAACCCAGAGGUAGGGCAUCAAGUUGAUGUUCUGGGGAGGUCAGCUUUGUGAUGUAGUAUUGGGGACCAGAAUGGGUCCAGCCAGGGGCAGUAUGACCCCCAAGGUUUCUAACAGGCAAAAUGUGCAGAAUCUUUGGGCUGAGUCUGCCUAGAGGCCAGUGGGCCCAGCCAGAAGGGAGAAGCAGAGAGGUUUCUGUGAUACCUCAGCCAAGGGACAGUGCCAUCAUGGGGAGAGGAAAGAUAGCCUGUUUGUGCAGAGGGCUA